AUGCCAAUACCAGGAGGCGUUUACCAAAGCCAAGGGCCUUCUUGUUUCGAUAAAAUGAAAAUGGGUUUCAUGAUUGGAUUUUGUGUUGGUAUGGCUAGCGGCGGUUUGUUUGGUGGUUUUACAGCUUUAAGAUAUGGUGCUCGAGGACGAGAAUUAGUUCAUUCUGUAGGGAAAGUAAUGCUUCAAGGUGGAGGAACCUUUGGUACUUUUAUGGCAAUUGGUACUGGAAUACGCUGCUGA
Messenger RNA from Parnassius mnemosyne (clouded apollo), 240 nucleotides. The record is from the annotation of a GenBank genome assembly. Lineage: Eukaryota; Metazoa; Arthropoda; Insecta; Lepidoptera; Papilionidae.